Messenger RNA from Aethina tumida (small hive beetle), 1680 nucleotides. RefSeq names its product cytosolic non-specific dipeptidase (gene Cndp2). Gene Ontology annotation, molecular function: metallodipeptidase activity. The coding region runs from base 134 to 1567 and encodes 477 amino acids. The transcript is spliced from 5 exons. Lineage: Eukaryota; Metazoa; Arthropoda; Insecta; Coleoptera; Nitidulidae. Gene Ontology annotation, biological process: proteolysis. The record is from RefSeq and is a predicted model, not a curated record.
GUUAUUAUUUGUCGCUGUCAUUUCAAUCUAACCUCAAACUUAUCGAACUCGGAACACUUAUAGUGUUCUGUGAUAUUAAAGCGGUUUCCACUUGUUUUUAAUUCAUUUGUGAUUCGUAUUCCGAACAGCAAACAUGACUCUGCCAGAACCACUGAUUAAACUGUUCAAGCACAUCGACGACAACAAAGCGUCGUACAUCGCAACCCUAAAGGAAGCGGUCGCCAUCCAAUCGGUGUCGGCAUGGGCGACGAAACGCGGGGAGGUCCGCAAAAUGAUCGAAUGGGCGGCCGCCCGCCUACAAAAGCUGGGCGCCCAGACCGAACUCAAGGAACUGGGUAACCAAACACUGCCUGACGGCACCACCCUCGAACUUCCGCCCUGUCUGUUCGGUCAGCUCGGAAACGACCCCAAAAAGAAGACCGUUCUGGUUUACGGACAUUUGGACGUGCAGCCAGCCGCGUUGAGCGACGGCUGGGAUUCGGAGCCGUUUGUGCUGACCGAACGUGACGGCAAACUUUUUGGCAGAGGAUCGUCCGACGACAAAGGGCCAGUUUUGUGCUGGAUUCACGCCAUCGAAGCCUAUCAGGCGUUGGGAAUCGACGUGCCCGUCAACGUUAAGUUUGUUUUUGAGGGUAUGGAGGAGAGCGGCAGCGUGGGCUUGGACGAGCUACUGUUCUCCGAAAAGGACAAGUUCCUGAAGGGCACCGACUACGUGUGCAUUUCCGACAACUAUUGGCUGGGCAAGAACAAGCCCUGCAUCACCUACGGUCUGAGAGGUGUGUGCUACUUCUUCGUUGAGGUCGAGUGCGCCGUCAAGGAUCUUCACAGUGGCGUCUUUGGAGGCACCGUCCAUGAAGGCAUGACCGACUUGAUCUAUCUUCUGAACACGCUGGUGGACAAGGAUGGCAAGAUCCAGAUCGAAGGCCUGUACAACGAAGUGGCCCAACUGAGCGACCACGAGAAGAAAAUCUACGAAAAAAUAGACUUCAGCGUCGAUGAGUACCGUGCGGACGUCGGCUGCAAACAACUCAUGCACAAUGAAAAGAAGGAGGGCAUCCUAAUGCACAGGUGGCGUUACCCCUCCCUGUCCAUCCACGGUAUCGAGGGUGCCUUCAGCGAGCCCGGCCAAAAGACCGUGAUUCCCAGGAAAGUUAUCGGCAAGUUUUCGAUCAGAAUUGUCCCCAAUCAGGAGCCCAAGCAGAUCGAGAAGUAUGUCGUUGAACACAUGCAGAAAAUGUGGGCAAAACGUGGCAGUCCUAAUAAGAUGAAGGCGUUUAUGGCUGAUGGUGGUCAUCCAUGGACGGAAGAUCCGGCUCAUCCUCACUACGAAGCAGCAUCUAGGGCCACCCAACACGUUUACAACGUAGAGCCGGACAUGACCAGAGAAGGUGGUUCCAUCCCUGUAACUCUUACUUUGCAACAGGCCACAGGAAAGAACGUCCUGUUGUUGCCUGUAGGUGCUGGUGAUGACGGUGCUCAUUCGCAGAACGAGAAAGUGGACGUUAGAAACUACAUUGGCGGGACUAAACUAUUGGGUGCCUACUUGUAUGAAGUCUCUCAACUUUAAUGUGCCUUAAUGGUUUUAUUUUAUCAAAUGCAUUAUAUAAUAUUGGCUAGGAAAUAAAGUGUAAACAAGCUCAUAAACAUUUAUUAUAAUAAAACAAGACUGUUAUAUUAAAA